Molecule: messenger RNA, 1354 nt
Organism: Trichechus manatus latirostris (Florida manatee)
Lineage: Eukaryota; Metazoa; Chordata; Mammalia; Sirenia; Trichechidae
Gene: HS3ST1
Product: heparan sulfate-glucosamine 3-sulfotransferase 1
Exons: 1
Coding region: 108-1058 (316 amino acids)
Molecular function (GO): [heparan sulfate]-glucosamine 3-sulfotransferase activity
Source: RefSeq, a predicted model, not a curated record
GCGGCCUGCGACAUCCAUGUGUUACUGACCAGCAGGAGGCAUCCCCCCACGGCAGCGCUUCAUGACCCAGCGGCGUCCGGCCCUCUGAAGCCACCGUGGUGUCCAGCAUGGCCGUGCUGCUCCUGGGCGCGGUGCUGCUGGUGGCCCAGCCGCAGGUAGUGCCUUCCCGCCCCACCACCGUGGUCACCGAGCCCCCCGGCCAGCCUAGCCAGCAAGAGCUGCUGCGGAAGGUGGCCACGCUGGCGGAUGACCACCUCCCGGACAGCGCGGCCCCCAACGGCUCAGCCAGGCAGCUGCCGCAGACCAUCAUCAUCGGCGUGCGCAAAGGUGGCACGCGUGCACUGCUGGAGAUGCUCAGCCUGCAUCCCGACGUGGCGGCUGCAGAGAACGAGGUGCACUUCUUUGACUGGGAGGAGCACUACAGCCACGGCUUGGGCUGGUACCUCAGCCAGAUGCCCCUCUCCUCGCCGCACCAGCUCACGGUGGAGAAGACCCCCGCGUACUUCACGUCGCCCAAAGUGCCUGCGCGGGUCCACAGCAUGAACCCGGCCAUCCGGUUGCUGCUCAUCCUGCGCGACCCGUCAGAGCGCGUGCUGUCUGACUACACCCAAGUGUUCUACAACCACGUGCAGAAGCGCAAGCCCUACCCGUCCAUCGAAGAGGUCCUGGUGCGCGACGGCCGCCUCAAUGUGGACUACAAGGCACUCAACCGCAGCCUCUACCACGUGCACAUGCAGAACUGGCUGCGCUUCUUCCCACUGCACCACAUCCACAUUGUCGACGGCGACCAGCUCAUCAGGGACCCCUUCCCCGAGAUCCAGAAGGUAGAGAGGUUCCUGAAGCUGUCGCCACAGAUCCACCCCUCGAACUUCUACUUUAACAAAACCAAGGGCUUUUACUGCCUGCGAGAUAGCGGCCGGGACCGCUGCUUGCAUGAGUCCAAAGGCCGGGCACAUCCCCAUGUCGACCCCAAACUCCUCAAUAAACUGCAUGAAUACUUCCACGAGCCAAAUAAGAAAUUCUUCGAGCUGGUCGGCAGAACAUUUGACUGGCACUGAUUUGCAAUCAGCUAGCCUCGGAACCUUUUCUGUUGUAAGUUCGGGUGUACAUCUGGGGAGGGGGGGGGGAGAAUUUUAAAAGGUCAUUUAAGGUAUAAUUUAUUUGUAAAAUCCAUAAAUUCCUUCUGUACAGUAUUAGAUUCACAAUUGCCAUAUAUACUAGUUAUAUUUUUCUACUUGUUAAAUUGAGGGCAUUUUGUAUUGUUUUUCAUGGUUGUUAACAAUGUGUAAUAAAUGUGUCUAUAUGAAGGAACUAAAAUAUUUCACUGCAAAAAAAGAAAAAAAAAAAGAUUUUU